CUAUGAUUUGUAAUAAUUUGUUCACAGAUUACUUUAGAGUUUAGACAGACAAUACAAUUUGUUGCAACUUGCAAUAGAACCGUUUGUGAUAUUUUGUUCGUUCAGUAUUAUUUUAUUAAUUAAUGUAAUCUAAAAAAACAAAAGGUGAAAAUGUGGCGACCAACUUUUACUAUCCUGCGCAAGGUUGUGUUUCCCUCAAUUAAGGAAAAUACAAGUUUGACAAAAUUGUUUUACUCGACAAAAGCCGCUCCCAGGUCGACUGCAAAGUUAACCUUAAUCAGUGCUAGUGUUGGUGUUUUGAUUGGAGCUGGCUAUGGAGGAUAUACACAUUAUAAAAUAAAUAUGAAAAAGGCAUCUCCCUCUGUUGAGAACGAGGAAUAUGCGUUAAAAGAUGCCCCAAAAUAUGAAGCUCACUAUAAGGUGAUUAAAGAAUCAGACACAAGCAACUUACAGCUAGUACUGUUCCAAUAUCAAACUUGCCCGUUUUGCUGCAAGGUUCGUGCAUAUCUUGAUGCUCGUGGUAUAAGCUAUGAAAUUGUUGAAGUUGAUGCAGUCCUACGCCAAGCAGUGAAAUGGUCGGCUUACAAGAAAGUACCUAUAUUGUUAGCCAAAGUAGAUGGUGGAUAUCAGCAACUACUUGACAGCACAGCCAUUAUAUCAGUGCUGGAAACAUAUAUGAUGGAUAAGUCAUAUCAAUUACGAGAUUUAAUAAAGUUUUAUCCGAUGACUCGUUUUGUGGAUGACACUGGAAAAAUUACAAGUGACGUGACAAAUAAAUAUUUUAUCAUGCACAACAGUGCUGUACCUGAUGAAAAACAACGCAUCAUUGAAGCUGAAGAACGUCAAUGGCGUCAAUGGGCAGAUCGUGUUCUCGUGCACACACUAUCGCCAAAUGUCUACAGAACACCAACUGAAUCAUUGGAAACUUUCAAGUGGUUUGAGGAAGCUGGAGGGUGGAAACGAUCGUUCCCUGCUUGGGAAUGUGCUGUGAUGGUGUAUGUGGGCGCUGCAGCCAUGUGGGUUAUAGGAAAGAGGUUAAAGAAAAGACACAACAUAAAAGAUGAUGUCAGACAGUCAUUAUAUGAUGCAGCUAAUGACUGGGUGAAUGUUAUAAAUAAGAAAGGAACACAAUUUCUCGGUGGCAAGAAACCAAAUCUAGCCGACAUUUCUGUGUAUGGCAUAUUGAGCAGUAUUGAAGGUUGCCAAGCGUUCCAAGACCUGAGAGACAAUACAGACAUCGGCAAAUGGUUUGACGACAUGAAGGCAAGUAUGAAUGAAAGUCGUGGUAAAUUAGUGGCACUGUAAAAGAUUCAACCUUUAGGAAUAUACAGGGUACUGGAGAGUAUUUCCCAUAACUUCAAGGUGUUGACGAGUCCACUUAUAGGAGACAAACUGCAUAAGUAAUAUUUUUUUAACUAAAAAAUAAAAAUUUAAAAAACAAAAGAAAUAUUAUUUACCCCGAAAAUAUUAAUUUUAGUACAUAAGUUCCUUGAACAUAUUUAGUUAAUUUUCGGUAAAGAAUAUAACCCCAGAGUUAUGGGAAAUACUCCCAAGCACCCAUAUAUUUUUCUAAUGUGGUUGUAAUUUAGACUAUGCAUAAUAAUGUAUCCCAUUUUGUCUUGCAUGUAAUAUUUUAAUUUAAAUGUAAUAUUUAUUUUAACAUGUAGAGAAGCGUACAUGGAUACCUGUAGUUCUGGAUUUUAUUUGCAAUCAUGAAAUGAGUUGUUUUAUCUACAAACCGUCAAUGUGAUAAAUGCUUGAAGCAAGCAAUAAUUAUCCAGUUGAAUUAAAUUACUUUAUUUUUUUCUUUUUUAAUGUCUGCUGACAAAAAAGAAACAGGUAUUAAAUAAUUAUGCUUAAUAUUUUAUGCGGUUGUAUGUGAAAUUUAAAUUAUUUGUUUGAUGUUUAAUUAACAGUAAAUAUCAAAAGUACCUGACAUUAAAUGCAAAGAUGAAAUGCAAAGAUGAAAUGCAAAUGCUCAAUAGAAAUUACAUUAAAACAUUUUAUCCCCUUAACAUAUUUAUCAUAUUUAUUCAAACAUGUAGUAGGUAAGUAACCUGUAGUCACUAUAAACUAUACUAUAAAAAAAGUGAUGUGUGACAUACUUGAAUAAACGGAUUUUUUCAUAAUGUUAAAAGUAUUUAUGCAAACUUUGUGUCUAUUUAUUAAACUUUAAUAUCUAUUUUUAUAAGAUAAUAAUAAGGUAUCUGAUUACAUACAUAUAAUUAUGUCUUUUUGCAUACAAUAAUACAUAUGGGUACAAUUUAAUAUAUUACGAGUAUCACAAUCCAAAGACAAAAAUAAAUAUACUGUAUAUUAGAAAUUACUGCGAUGUUUAAAUGUGUGAAAAUAUUAAUUUGUUGAUGUAAUGAAAUUACUCAAUCAACAUAUAAUUUUCAUUGACAUUGAUUAACAUAUUUUAAUUACUCAUGUAAGGUCAAAAUAAGUGAUGAAAUUCCUAUUUCCUUGAUUGGUGAUAUUAGCUUACUAAUCAAUGUAUGAUUUUAAAAGAAGUUGAAAAACAAAACAUUUUAAAGCUUACAAAGCAUUCACUUAUUUUGAAAUAUACCUAAUAUAUUCAAUUAGCUGUAGCAACAUUAAUAUACAUUUAUAAUAAAAAUUGAAUCCAAUUUA
Messenger RNA from Bicyclus anynana (squinting bush brown), 2634 nucleotides. It is a transcript of the gene Su(P), whose product is annotated as prostaglandin E synthase 2. Gene Ontology annotation, molecular function: prostaglandin-E synthase activity. Lineage: Eukaryota; Metazoa; Arthropoda; Insecta; Lepidoptera; Nymphalidae. Gene Ontology annotation, cellular component: mitochondrion. The record is from RefSeq and is a predicted model, not a curated record.